This is a messenger RNA of Danio aesculapii, 1761 nucleotides long. It is a transcript of the gene syngr1b, whose product is annotated as synaptogyrin 1b. The transcript is spliced from 4 exons. Bases 54 to 653 code for a protein of 199 amino acids. Gene Ontology annotation, cellular component: neuromuscular junction; synaptic vesicle membrane. Lineage: Eukaryota; Metazoa; Chordata; Actinopteri; Cypriniformes; Danionidae. The record is from RefSeq and is a predicted model, not a curated record.
GUCAGACAUCUGUGUGAGUGUGUGUGUUUGUGUGUCUCUGUGUGCUUGACGGGAUGCAGCAGCAGAGCAUCGGAUCCUUUGAGCUUCUUACCUUCGUCCAGCAGCCGCACAUCGGCCUCCGGAUCCUGUGCUGGCUGUUUUCUCUGGUGAUUUUGGGAUGUAUCGCUAAUGAAGGCUUCAUCAACAGGCCUGACGAGGUCCAGAAGUUCUGCAUCUUCAACCGCAACCAGAACGCCUGUAAUUAUGCGCUGGGCAUGAGCUCGCUGGCCUUCAUCUGCUGCCUGCUGUUUCUGGCCAUAGAUGUGUAUUUCCCACAGAUCAGCAGCAUCAAACACCGCAAGAAAGUCGUGCUGGCUGAUGUGGGGACGUCAGCGUUCUGGUCAUUCAUAUGGUUCGUGGGCUUCUGUUUUUUGGCCAAUCAGUGGCAGGUGUCGAAGGCAGAGGACAACCCACUGCGUUCGGGUGAAGACGCCGCUCGCACCACCAUCGCCUUCUGCUUCUUCUCCAUCUUUAGCUGGGCCGUCCUGACACAUGUCUCUCUGCUGAGGCUGAGGAGUGUGUGUUUCCAGGAGGAGUACGAGGAACUCUGCACGCAGCAGCAUACACGCACACAAACACAAACACACUCACACGUUCUCUCGCAUUGUGUGUGAGCAUGCAGAAGCUCAUUAAACACACAUUAAUCAGAUCUGAGAAGCUGAACUAACAUUUACCAGCAUUAUUAAUCUGCGGCAGAUGUGUGUGUGUGUGUAAGUGUGUGUGUGUGUGUGUGUGUGUUUAUGCCACAGAACAUUCAGCUCAAUUUCUUAGCAUAUUUUAGCAUAUUUCCAAAUCAAACUGAAUGUUGAAGGAAAGAGAGAUGUCGUCAUGUGUCGCUUCUGUUAUAAUGAAAGGCAAAGGAUUGAAGCCUGUAACAUUAAUUAUGUUUUAAUGAUCAGUCUAAUUAUAUAAGAUUAAAUGUAGUCCAGAUCGUUUAUAAUGAUAAUAGAGCAAAAAUGUAAUUAAAUCACGUUCAGAGGGAUUUUGUUUCCAGCUCAUGAAUAAUAAAACAAUAAAAGCCAAUGAAAAAAGAGCUUUAAAGUGCUCAAGUACUUAAAGGAGACCUUUGUGCUUCAUGUUUCUGUCAGUCUAUGUCGCUCCUGUCACUGUUCAUCUAAAACUCCACAUCUAUAAUCCUCUUAGUCUAUGCUGACAUUAUCUUCAGCAGCUCAAACACUCUAAUGGCUAAUGGACAGGCGGCUGCUUCUCACUCAGGGCUGCUGUUUAUGCUAAUGAGAUGGAGAGAUGUGCACUAGUGGGCGGGGCUUUCCCCCUCGGAUGACACGUACAAAGGGAGAAUGUCAAUCAAAGUGUUUCAUUCAUCAAACACAAUUAAUACAUGUUGACCAUCAGAGAUUGGAGAUAUUCACACACUGCUGACACACAACUGGGUUUAAACCCCUUAUUAAUGUAAUGUUUGCAUAAUAGGUGCUCUUUAAAGGUACAGAUUAUAUUUCUAUAUAUUUAUAUUUCAAUAUUGUAUUGCUGUACCAGAGCUAUUCAAGCCAUUCGGCGAAAGUAUAUCGCAAUAUAUUGCAGGAAAACAAAAAGUCAAAAUAUCGUAUUUUUAUACUGGAGACCGUUCAUAUUUUUAUACAGUUCACGAUUCAUACACAUCACUGCUGUUUUUACUCUACUGAUUGACAGAAUUGGGUCAAAAACUGAUUAUAUAUAAGUGUGUCAAUAUGCUGUAUGUAAAUGUACAAAUAAAGGUUUUAUGUU